Molecule: messenger RNA, 414 nt
Organism: Oppiella nova
Lineage: Eukaryota; Metazoa; Arthropoda; Arachnida; Sarcoptiformes; Oppiidae
Source: the annotation of a GenBank genome assembly
GCCCGCAACAAGAUCUGCGAGUGGCCGGGCUGUGAGGCCGCCUUCAAGGACAUGAGUGCACUCAAUGUGCACCGGACUAUACAUCUGGGACUCCGGGACUGUGUUUGCGAAUAUCCCGAAUGCGGGAAAGCCUUCCGUACAAAGGGAGCCCUUACUGUACACUACGAGACACACAAACCCGUGAAGAAGUAUGCGUGCAGUUGGUCCGCAUGUGAGCAGUCAUUCUCUACCAGGAGUUCAUUGAAGGCUCACCUCAACAAACAUGAGGGCAACCGAGCAUUCAAGUGUCCAUUUGAUGACUGCCAAGUGGCCUACUAUGGGCCCAACUAUCUUAGAAAGCAUUACCAGAAAGUGCACCACAAGACUAUGGAUCAGGUGAAGCAAAUGAUGGCCAACACUGACGCCAAUGCGUAA